GCUCGCCGCCGGCCGCCGAACCGCGCAGCCGGCCGCGCUGGGACUGCCGUCCGCUCCGCGCCGGGCUGCCGGGACACCGAGCUUGCGAUCCGCUUCGCGCCGGGCUGCCGGGGCACCGAGGCACCGAGGCUACGAUCCGCUCUGCGCCGGGCUGCCGGGGCACCGAGCUUGCGAUCCGCUCCGCGCCGGGCUGCCGGGGCACCGAGACACCGAGGCUACGAUCCGCUCGGCGCCGAGCAGCAGAGGCACCGCUCCGCGCCGCUGCCGCGCAGGAUGCCGCGGGAGACCGAUCGCCCCUCGCUGCGGGGGCGCCGCGGCCGCCGCCCCAGGCUCCUGGAGAUGCUGCCAGCUGCCCUGCUCCUCCCUGCAUGAGCCAGCACAGGAUGGAAGUGACCAGCACCAGCUGGGCCAAGGACUCCUCACCCGGCGCUGAGAUGUCGUCCCCCCGUGGAUGGCAGUUACAAAUGUGCCUGUGAGCUGCACGCCUGGCACGGGCACCUGCACUGCCAGAGCCCUCACACCACAGUCCAGGGGCACCACAGGACAGGCAGGCCUUGGCCACAGCAGCCCAUCCUGUGAACUCCUCUGAAACCAUCCGUGGAAGUUUCUCUCUGCUUGCCGUGACAGCUGUGGGUGCCUGCACCCGGUGCCCUGUGCCCCGUUGUGGAGCUGCCCGCAGGGCGGGCAGCAGGCUGGGUGUGACCCUGCUCCCUGGCCAGACCUGUGGCAGCCGAGUGGAGACCUGUGUGGCCGUGUCCCCAGGGACAGAUGCCAGCUGGCAGCUUCUUCUCUGGAGAGCCCGGAGCAGCCUGCGGGGCAGCAGCACCGAUCACUGCCGUGCUGGCAGCGGGCGGCCCGGGGCGGCAGUUGGCACCGAUGUGACUGCAGCUGCAGGGCGCAGCAUGCGGCGGGCAUGGGGCUGCUCUGACCUGCCUGCCGAGCCCCACGCCGCUGCCGUGGACGUCCCUGCUCUUCUCCCCCAAGGGAUGCUGUUCGCCUGUCCGACAGCUGCUGCUCAUGCAGCCUCCUAGAGAGCGAUGGCGAAGGCUCUGCAGGGCUGCUCGUGGACCAUGCUGCUGCUGCUCCUCGCCGGGCAGGAGCUGUGCGCCUGGGCCGUGCACACUGCGGUGGAGGGCCCGGGGCUGGCGCCGCCAGGGGAGCCUGCGCUGCUGGCCGGGAGAGUGAAGCGCGGCUGGGUCUGGAACCAGUUCUUUGUGGUCGAGGAGUACACGGGCACGGAGCCGCUCUACGUGGGCAAGAUCCACUCGGACUCGGAUGAGGGGGACGGCUCCAUCAAGUACACGAUCUCCGGGGAGGGCGCGGGGACCAUCUUCCUGAUCGAUGAGAUCACAGGGGACAUCCACGCCACAGAGCGCCUGGACCGGGAGCAGAAAACCUUCUACACGCUGCGUGCGCAGGCUCGGGACCGGCAGACGGACCAGCUGCUGGAGCCCGAGUCCGAGUUCAUCAUCAAGGUGCAGGACAUCAACGACAGCGAGCCGCGCUUCCUCGAGGGGCCCUACAUCGGCAGCGUGGCCGAGCUGUCCCCCGUCGGCACCUCAGUGAUGCAGGUGAUGGCAUCUGACGCUGAUGACCCCACCUAUGGCAGCAGUGCCAGGGUAGUCUACAGUGUGCUGGAGGGGGAGCAGCACUUCACUGUGGACAGCAAAACAGGUGUGAUCCGGACAGCUGUGGCUGACCUGGACCGCGAGACGCAGGACCGCUACGAGGUGGUGAUCCGUGCCACGGACAUGGCAGGGCAGCUGGGCGGCCUCUCCGGCUCCACCACAGUCACCAUCGUGGUCACUGACGUCAAUGACAACCCUCCACGCUUCCCUCAGAAGAUGUAUCAGUUCAGCAUUGUUGAAACUGCUCCUGUGGGCACUGCCAUCGGGAGGGUGAAGGCAGAGGACUCUGACGUCGGGGAGAACACAGACAUGACCUACCAGGUGAAGGAUGAGGAGGGGAUGGAGAUGUUCAGGGUCAUCACGGACAGCGAUACCCAAGAGGCUGUCAUCAUGGUACAGAAGCCUCUUGACUACGAGUCAAAGAAAGUGCACACCGUGGUGGUGGAGGCCCUCAACAAGUUCGUGGACCCACGCUUCGUGGACCUGGGCACCUUCCGGGACCAGACCAUCGUGCGAGUCUCGGUGCUGGACGUCGAUGAGCCCCCCGAGUUCCGACCCCCCUCCAACCUGAUGGAGGUCCAGGAGGAUGCCCACAUUGGCUCUGUCGUGGGGGUGGUCACAGCCCUCGACCCAGACACAGCGAACCAUCCCGUCCGGUACGCCAUCGACCGCAGCACGGACGCAGAGAGCAUCUUCGACAUCGAUGCUGACACAGGUGCCAUUGUGACAGGAAAGGUCCUGGACAGGGAGACCGCAGGCUGGCACAACAUCACCGUGCUGGCCAUGGAAGCAGAUAAUCACUCCCAGGUGUCCAGAGCCUCCCUCCGUAUCCGCAUCCUGGACGUCAAUGACAAUCCUCCUGAGCUCGCCACGCCCUAUGAAGCUGCUGUGUGUGAGGAUGCCAAGCCAGGCCAGCUUAUCCAGACCAUAAGCGUCGUGGACCGUGAUGAGCCUCAGGGUGGUCAUCGCUUUUACUUCACACUGGCACCUGAAGCCACCAACAACCACCACUUCUCUCUGCUGGACAUUCAGGACAACACCGCGGCGGUGCACACGCAGAGGAUGGGCUUCAACCGGCAGGAGCAGGAUGUGUACCUGCUCCCCAUCCUGGUGGUGGACAGCGGCCCCCCAGCGCUCAGCAGCACGGGGACCCUGACCAUCCGCGUCUGCGGCUGCGACAGCGACGGCGCCAUCCAGUCCUGCAACAGCACCGCCUACAUCGUGGCGGCCAGGCUGAGCCCCGGCGCCCUCAUCGCGCUGCUGGUCUGUGUCCUCAUCCUGGUCGUGUUGGUCCUUCUGAUUCUCACACUGAAGCGACACCACAAAAGGCACCUGGCAGCUGAGGAUGACGAGGACAUGCGGGACAAUGUCAUCAAAUACAACGACGAGGGGGGCGGCGAGCAGGACACGCAGGCCUACGACAUGUCAGCCCUGCGCAGUCUCUAUGACUUCAGUGAGAUCAAAGGUGGUGAUGGAGGUGGGGGCCCAGGAGAAGGGGGCCCGAGCAGAAACCCAGCCUCCCAGCUCCACUCCCUCCCACAGUGGGUGCAGAGCCCAGACCUGGACUUUUCCGUGUUCAGAGACUACAUCUGCAGGAAGGUGCAGCAGGCAGACGAGGACCUCUCAGUGCCGCCCUACGACUCGUUCCAGACCUACGCCUUCGAGGGCUCAGACUCCCCCGUGCCCUCUCUCAGCUCCAUCAACACGUGGUCCAGUGGCUCGGAGCAGGACUUCUCCUACCUGGGGGGCUGGGGGCCGCGGUUCCGGCAGCUGGCAGCGCUGUAUGCUGGGCGCAGGGGCGAGGAGGACAGUGAGGAGUCCUAGACAUCCUGCCAGCCCCCUCUGCCUCCCGUACCAGGGCUCCACGCCGAGAGGGGACAGCCUCUGCCACCAGCUGGGCUCUGCAGGCACUGGGCUGCAGCACAGGACCAAGGAGCACCGACCAACGAUGUGCUGCUCAGCCACCGCCCCCUGCCCCGGGCACCUCUGACCUGCACAAAGGCUGGAGCAGCCGAAGGAGCUGCUGCAGCCAUCCUCAUCUCCUUAGCAGCAGUCUCCGUUAAACCACUACCCACUAAUUUAAGGAAGAAACUCCAACUCCAGACAGCUUGCAGGGGGUUGUGCCCUGCAAAUUACCAUUUCAAUAGAUCUGCUCAGUGAGCCCAGCUGAGGAGAGGAAGAGUAAACCAGGAGCCUUUUGUUGUCUAAAUUGUUUUUGUCACUUGAGUCAGAGCAUCUGAAGUGCUUUGAUUUCCACGGGAGCUUUCCUUGCAGAGGGUACAGCUUUUAAUCUCUUCAGCUUUUCCUUCUUAUAUUUGCUGGGGUUUUGGAGUCUGUCUCCCUGCACCUGGACUCCCGGGCAGUGCCCGGCAGGCGGCACAGUAUCGGAGGGAGUAUGUUGGGUGCAGGCUCCACAGUCAGGUCCUGCACGGGGUGAUCACUGCCCUGCAGCCCACCUCAGAACACUUUCCCCCGAGCUGCUGCUGCUUCACUGCUUACACCUUUCAAAGGUGCUGAUGAUGUGGAGGGGCUCUGCCCUGUGCUGCCAGCAGGCAAAAUCUGCAAGAUCCUAAUGUGCCCCACAGCCCUGGUGACAGGUGGGGAUGUCCUGCCCCCUGCUGAAGUGUGGUGCUACAGCCCGAGCCAUGGUGCUGGGAAGUGGCACACCCUGGGCCUGAGUCUGCACAGCACAGAGGUAGCACAUCAGUGCACUCUGGCUGUCAUCUGGUGUUGAGGAGAGCUCUGCCCCAGCCAGAGGACCAUGCUGUAGGGUGUGAGGGAGCUCCAGUCCCCUGGUGUGGGGGGAUAAUUCCUGCUUACACCCAGCUGACAGCAAAGCAGCACCACUGGCAAUAGAAAAGCCAUCCCCAGGGCACAUUCCUAAGGGCAGAUGCUGCUGGUGCCACGCUGGUUGCUGCAGGCUGGGCAGCAGGUCUGUGACACCUUGGGGACACAAGGUGUCCCCAUGCUGACACAGUGCCCAUCAGGAGCUCCUGCAGCAGAGCUGCCUUGGCAUGAAACCUCUAGAUUUGGGAGGCAGGUCAGGAAGAGGCUGUCAGGAAGCAGCAUGGCUCCCUGGAUUGCAGAUGGUGCUGGAGAAGAGUGCCCAGUGGCUGGCACCUUUUCAGCUGCUGAUUUCCCCGGGCCAGCAGCGCAGCACUGCAGCUCCUCACCCGUUCAUGUUGGAAACCUGCAACUCUACCACUGACAGGUAACUGGGAAGGGUGUCCCAAGGCCUGGCACAUCCUGGGCCUGCCAUUGGGUUUGUCCUUUUCGUUUAGCCACAGACUGUCUGCUCUCCUGGGAGCUGUGACUGUACAUGCCCAUGCCUGCUCCCCUGUUACUGUGGUUUGCUUCACGCCUGCUGGCCUUGGUCCCUUGGCUGCAGGACACAUCUCCGUGGCUGCUCCUGCCCUUGGCUGCCCCCGCCCACUGCCACCCUGUCCACCCACACAGGAGCUGCAGCUUGGCUUUCGCACCAGGACCAGGAGCUGCUUGCUUCUCAGGGUCUCUCCAGUCCCCACCCAAGGAGGUGUCAGGUGCCUGCUGCUGGCACCCAUGCCCAGCGUGCUGCUGUUUCACUGUGAUGAUGCUGGGGAGGCAGCCAUGGCCAGGAGCUCUGGCCACGCCGCCUGGCGCAGGCGAUGCCGCGGCGCAGGAGAAGGGAGAAGCCCUCUCCUUCCUCAGGAACGUGUUUGUGUUGUCCCUCCGGGCUGAAGAGCUGUGCCGGAGCCCCUCCGGCGCUGGCCCUUCCUCUAGCCAGGCGUUGUGCAAUAGCAGGGCCCCGUCCAUAGGCGAUGGGGCCUGACAGGGUCGGUGUUUAGCAGCCCCCCAUCGGGUGCCCCCUCCCCAGCCAGCCCUCCCGACGCGCAUGCCCGCAUGCUUGCGGCUCCCUUCGCCCCGCACCGGAGCGCGGGAGGAGCGCGGGGCCGGACCGGCCGCCCCCGUGUGCCGCCUGCGCUGCCGCCGCCGUGCCCGGCGAGCUGGCAGGCGCCGCUGCGUCUGAUGGAGUCGCUUUGGUUUUCUUUCUCUACCCAGAUGAAAUUAGGAGGUUGAUUUCCUCACCCUUAUUAUUUUUGGAAGGCCUUUGUAGGACCUGGGAAUAAAGGAUUUCCUUCUUGUCUGA
Pogoniulus pusillus (Red-fronted tinkerbird) is the source of this 5754-nucleotide messenger RNA. It is a transcript of the gene CDH22, whose product is annotated as cadherin 22. Gene Ontology annotation, biological process: adherens junction organization; cell morphogenesis; cell-cell adhesion mediated by cadherin. The transcript is spliced from 12 exons. Gene Ontology annotation, molecular function: cadherin binding; calcium ion binding. NCBI's taxonomy places the organism in Eukaryota, Metazoa, Chordata, Aves, Piciformes, Lybiidae. Gene Ontology annotation, cellular component: plasma membrane; catenin complex; adherens junction. The record is from RefSeq and is a predicted model, not a curated record. The coding region runs from base 1038 to 3452 and encodes 804 amino acids.